CAGCAACAGGCUCAGUUCACGAACCCUGAGAAUCCAGGGUAUGUUGGAUUUGCGAAUCUCCCGAAUCAGGUUCAUCGUAAAUCUGUAAGGAAGGGAUUCGAGUUUACGCUAAUGGUUGUAGGUGAAUCUGGUCUGGGGAAAUCCACGCUUAUUAACAGCCUCUUCCUAACUGACUUGUAUCCUGAGCGCGUGGUGCCCGGUGCAGCAGAUAAGAUUGAGCGUACAGUGGAGAUUGAAGCAUCCACUGUGGAGAUAGAGGAGAGAGGGGUAAAGCUUCGUCUUACAGUGGUUGACACUCCAGGCUAUGGCGAUGCUAUGAAUUGUGAAGACUGUUUCAGGCCCAUUAUUUGCUAUGUGGAUGACCAGUUUGAGAGAUAUCUUCAUGACGAAAGCGGUUUAAAUCGGCGGCACAUUGUGGAUAACCGUGUCCACUGCUGCUUUUACUUUAUCUCCCCAUUUGGCCACGGUUUGAAGCCGCUUGAUGUGGAGUUUAUGAAGGCAUUGCACAAUAGAGUGAACAUUGUUCCUGUUAUUGCCAAAGCGGAUACAUUGACUCUAAAGGAACGGGAGAGGCUGAAGAGAAGGAUUCUGGAUGAGAUUGAGGAACGUGGGAUUAAGAUUUAUCAGCUUCCAGAUGCAGAGUCUGAUGAAGAUGAAGAUUUCAAGGAGCAGACAAGGCUUUUAAAGGCCAGUAUUCCCUUCUCUGUUGUUGGCUCUAACCAGCUUAUUGAGGCAAAAGGUAAAAAGGUCAGAGGACGUCUGUAUCCCUGGGGUGUGGUGGAAGUAGAAAAUCCAGAACACAAUGACUUCCUUAAACUAAGGACAAUGCUUAUCACACACAUGCAGGAUCUUCAAGAAGUCACUCAGGAUCUGCAUUAUGAAAACUUUCGUUCUGAGCGUCUCAAAAAAGGUGGAGGAAGUGUGGAGAACGUGGAAGUGUCUAAGGACCAGAUACUGCUGGAAAAAGAAGCUGAGCUUCGCCGUAUGCAGGAAAUGAUUGUAAGAAUGCAAGCUCAGAUGCAGAUUCAGAGACAAGAAGGCGAUGCACACAUGUAA
Staurois parvus is the source of this 1056-nucleotide messenger RNA. NCBI's taxonomy places the organism in Eukaryota, Metazoa, Chordata, Amphibia, Anura, Ranidae. The record is from the annotation of a GenBank genome assembly.